Molecule: messenger RNA, 3350 nt
Organism: Lytechinus variegatus (green sea urchin)
Lineage: Eukaryota; Metazoa; Echinodermata; Echinoidea; Temnopleuroida; Toxopneustidae
Exons: 12
Coding region: 16-2109 (697 amino acids)
Source: RefSeq, a predicted model, not a curated record
UUUUAUUUCAAAAUUAUGUCACUAUUAUUCCAGAUUGAGAGUCUUGAUAUCAAUGACAUUAAGCUCAGUCAACGUCAGUCUGCAUCCCGUGAUCUCGCUCAGUUCAUUUGUAAGAUGCCUCAUCUCAGGGAACUUCAUCUCGGUGAUGCAUUCAGAAACAUCAGUCCCUCGUUUCAUGACGAGUUCUAUUCAACGUUGUCAUCAUUAGCGUCGUCUGCAAAGAUUGAGCAUCUUGAUAUCGAGUACAUUGAUCUCAGUCAACGUCAGUCUGCAUCACGUGAUCUGGCUCAGUUCAUUUGUAAGAUGCCUCAUCUCAGGGAACUUCAUCUCGGGGAUAGAUAUGGAACCACCAGUCCCUCACUUCAUGAAGAGUUCUAUUCAACGUUAUCAUCCUUAGCAUCGUCUGCCAAGAUUGAGCGUCUUAAUAUCAAGUACAUUGAUCUCAGUCAACGUCAGUCUACAUCACGUGAUCUGGCUCAGUUCAUUUGUAAGAUGCCUCAUCUCAGGGAACUUCAUCUCGGGGAUAGAUAUGGAACCACCAGUCCCUCACUUCAUGAAGAGUUCUAUUCAACGUUAUCAUCCUUAGCAUCGUCUGCCAAGAUUGAGUGUCUUGACAUCCAUUACAUUAAUCUCAGUCAACGUCGGUCUGCAUCGCGUGAUCUGGCUCAGUUCAUUUGUAAGAUGCCCCAUCUCAGGGAACUUUGUCUAGGUGAUGAAAACUACAGAACCACAUUUCAUGACGAGUUCUAUUCAACGUUAUCAUCCUUGGCAUCGUCUGCAAAGAUUGAGAUUCUUCAUCACAGAGAGAAUCUCAGUGAAUAUCCGUCUGCAUCACGUGAUCUCGCUCAAUUCAUCUGUAAGAUGAAUCAUCUGAAGAACCUCACACUCUACGGUCUGUAUCAUGAUGACUUCUACUCAACAUCAUCAUCGAUGGCAUCAUCUGCAAAGAUUGAGAUUCUUCAUCACGUGAAUGAUCUCAGUAAAUGUCCGUCUGCAUCACGUGAUCUCGCUCAAUUCAUCUGUAAGAUGAAUCAUCUGAAUAGCCUCACACUCUACGGUCUGUAUCAUGAUGACUUCUACUCAACAUCAUCAUCGAUGGCAUCAUCUGCAAAGAUUGAGAUUCUUGAUCACAAUGAGAAUCUCAGUGAACGUCCGUCUGCAUCACGUGAUUUCGCUCAGUUCAUCUGUAAGAUGAAUCAUCUGAAGAACCUCACACUCUUCGGUCAGUAUCAUGAUGACUUCUACUCAACAUCAUCGUCGAUGGCAUCAACUACCAAGAUUGAGAUUCUUGAUCACAAUGAGAAUCUCAGUGAACGUCCGUCUGCAUCACGUGAUCUCGCUCAGUUCAUCUGUAAGAUGAAUCAUCUGAAGAACCUCACACUCUACUACGGUCAGUAUCAUGAUGACUUCUACUCAACAGCAUCGUCGAUGGCAUCAACUACAAAGAUUGAGAUUCUUCAUCACAAUGAGAAUCUCAGUGAACGUCCGUCUGCAUCACGUGAUCUCGCUCAGUUCAUCUGUAAGAUGAAUCAUCUGAAGAACCUCACACUCUGCGGUCAGUAUCAUGAUGACUUCUACUCAACAGCAUCGUCGAUGGCAUCAACUAUAAAGGAUGACUGCAACACGAGCUCAAAUGUGACUGAUCUGACCGUUACUGAUUAUACACUAGAAGAAUGGCAGGAUUGUGGAUCGAUGUUUGACAAUGUGAAGACGAUUGCCAUACAGGUGCGGUACACGAUCAGAUGUGACGUCAUCCACAGGAUCCAUCUACCAGCAGCGACAGAGCUCAUCAUUCAAACACAUGAGCGUGCGUAUUACCCGGCUCCUCUCCACGAUGAUCACACCUCACUACCCAAUGCACUUCACAAGGUCUCAUCUCAGCUUGUCAAGGUCACAUUCACAGAUCUCGACAUUGGUAACAAUAAGAUAAGAGGCAUCAUUCAAGCUUUCAGAUCAUCGGACGACCUCAAACAUCUGAGGACCCUAAGAUUCAUACGAUGUGGGACUGAUGAGAGAUUAGAUCGUUCUAGUAUUGAUUCCGAUGAUGAACAUAAGGUAAAGGUGGAGAUAGAACAUGGCAAACCAGUUGGUGAGAACUUUUGGAGUUGAAGUUGCGGCAUCAAGGUCAUGACGAAUCAGACGAGCUUAAUAUUCAAGGAUGGCAGCCAACAAGAAGCCAUGAGUUAUUUUAUUUCGGAGUACCAUAAUUGGAACAGAUUUACUGAUAAUGAAGAUCCCACACCUCAACCAUUUGUUAAUGUGUCGGUUAAAUAAUGGACCUAUUAGACAUUCAACGCUAUCAUUUCUUUGAUCGAACGAGAUCCGCCGCCCAAUGAUAAUGUGCAUCUUAAUGAGAACAUACAGGUAUUUUGACAAUGGCGACUACCAUGGCGUAUAUCUCAUUAUUGUCAAAGCACAACUUUACUGGUUUUAGUUAUGUUGGCUGAUGCCCUGUGUUAGAGAAUGCUUUUCAGUCAACAUGCUUUAGAUUUGAAGCAGCAAAAUUAGGAAGCAGCCGAUUUUUCUGAAUAAAUUAUAUUAUCAUUUUAUCCGCUGACUUCCGGACGCACAUAAUGACCUCAAUCAAAUUAAGAGAUAAACGCUCUCUACAAAAUAUGAGCCAUGCAUAAUCUUGCACAUUAGGAUAAAAAAGGGAUUAUAAAUAUAAGGCAAUCAAUCACAAUAUUGCAUCUACAUGUAUCUUGAAAUAUGCACAGGGUAAACCAGAACUGUACAUUUAUGUUUUUAUUAUUUAAGUGACCUUUCAUCUUCUGCGCAUGCAGUUUGUGCAAUAUCAAUGUCUUAUCACGAACUGCUUCUUUCACCUCAAGGCUGAAUUGACGGCGGAACAUGGUAGGAUGAAAGUAGAAAACAUAUAAACCGAAUGAAAUUCAGCAACAUUGGCCACGGAAUGAUUUUGUUAGGGGGUUGAAGCCCGCCCCUCCCCCACCGCCCCCGCUUACGCGGACCCUGCAUAAUACUCAUGGGGGGGGUAUGCGCAUUCUGGUCGUUAUGCAAAUGAAGAAUUAAUACAGUAACCGACUCAUUAUUCCUGUUGUGUUUCAUUAUCAAGUAUUCCUGUAUGCUAUGUGCCAUUGUUGCAAUCUAUGGUGAUUCAGUGACAAUUGAUAUCCUUAUGUAAAAAGUCCAUGCAUUGGAUAAUACUGCAUGGAUGUAUAACUGUAUUGUGGAUAUAAGCGAGAUUCUUUAAAAAGUGUAUAAGCUAUUAAACUUUUAUAGAUUACUGAAGCGACGACGUCGGUUGCCAUGGUGACAUGGCGGCCUGGUUCUAAACAAGUGAACCCGGAAGUAUUGCAAACUGCUCAUAUCACAAAGCACGUGUUUCUCAG